Eremothecium cymbalariae DBVPG#7215 is the source of this 1740-nucleotide messenger RNA. RefSeq names its product Caj1p (gene CAJ1). Bases 1 to 1740 code for a protein of 579 amino acids. The transcript has a single exon. Gene Ontology annotation, cellular component: cytosol. Gene Ontology annotation, biological process: protein import into peroxisome matrix. The record is from RefSeq and is a predicted model, not a curated record. Lineage: Eukaryota; Fungi; Ascomycota; Saccharomycetes; Saccharomycetales; Saccharomycetaceae.
AUGGUCAAGGAUACAAAGUAUUACGACGUGUUAGGUGUACAGCCGGAUGCUACAGCGGAACAAAUUAAGAAGGCAUACCGAAAGAAGGCUAUCCAAACGCAUCCAGAUAAGAAUCCGAAUGAUCCAGAAGCGCAGGCGAAGUUUCAGGAGGUUAGCAAGGCUUACAAGGUGUUGAGUGAUGGAGAGCUGAGGAGUCGGUAUGAUGAGGUAGGGUUAAGCGACGAGCGAGGGGACGUGAUGAUGGAGGAAGAUCCGUUUGAGAUGCUUAUGGCGGUGUUUGGUGGGGAUUCGUUUCAAGAGUGGAUAGGAGAGUAUUCAUUUUUGAAGAAUUUGAUGAAACAGACGGAGCUGUUCGACUAUGAUGAGGAGGAAGAGGAUAAUGAGCACGGUGAGACAUAUGAUAACGAAGAGAGUAAUAGUGGCAGUGCGAUGGCUACGGGGGAUGGCGGUCAGUCCGGGGUGGGAAGAGCGACAGCUGGUGGAGUCGGAGCGGGAGCGGCGGCCGAAGCCGCUGGUGGUGCUGGGGCUGGCGCUGACGGUAACGGUGUGGUGGGAAGCGGAGGAGAUUCGACAGAUGGUACGAGGAGCAUGCAUCUGUCGUCUUACAAUGCCAGCAAUGAACGGGCAUCGGCCGCUUCGACAGAUACAGUGGGGAGCAUGGGGAGCGGCGAUUUUGGUUCUAAAAAGGAUAAGAAGCACCGGCAGCGGGAGAAGUUCUUGGAGUUGGAAAAGGAACGCCGGGAUGAAAAGAAGAAGCAAAUCAACGACUUGGCCAGAAUAUUAGACAAGAGAGUAACGGACUAUCAGAUAGCGGUGAUUGCGGGGCGUGUUGGGGAAUUCGCGGAGAAGUUACAAACUGAAAUUGACAAGUCGUUAAAGACAGAGAGUUUUGGUAUAGAGCUUUUGCAAUUGAUUAGUAAAGUCUACAGAAGUAAGGCGAAUAACUUCUUGAUGUCGCAAAAGACGUAUGGAUUUUCGCGAAUCUUCACUGGUGUUCAUGAGAAGACGAAAUCUGUCAAGUCAACGUUUAGCAUGUUGAAUUCCGCAAUGAAUGCUAUGAGUGCCCAGAAAGAGUUGGAAAAGUUAGAUUUAGAUAGUAUGAAUCCAUACGAACGUGCACAGAUCGAAUUUUUGAUACAGGGAAAAUCAAUGGGUAUGAUGUGGAGUUUAAACAAGUUUGAAUUGCAGAGUAAGCUAAAAGGUGUUUGUGAUCGAUUAUUGGACGAUAAAACUGUACCAGCCAGGCAGAGGGUGGGCAAAGCCAAGGCAUUGUUGUUCAUUGCUGAUAUGUUUAGCAAGGCACGCAGAUCGGAGGGUGAUGUGGACCCGGCAAUUUUGGAAUUCGAAGAGAUGGUGCUACAGUCAAAAAACGUUAGAAUCAAAACCAAGAAACAGCAGUCUAAACCUCAUGUUGAGUCUGCUCACAUAGACUACACUAAAUCGAAUCCUGGGGCAUAUGCUGCUGCUGCUGCUGCUGCCUCUUCUCCUAACGCACCACCCCCUUCGGCCAACAUCGACACUGACAAUAGCGACAACAUCAAUAAAACCCCUCAAAGGUCGGCUUCAACACGUCCAUAUACUUCUCAUGGAACUCCUUCUCCACGCCCUUCUGCUGCUCAUCCUUCUAGCACACAACACAUUCCUACUGCCUCUACCCUCCGUGCUACACAACCUUCCAACACUUCAACUCGUAAUUCUCGUCCCCGUAGUUCUCCUCGUGUUGCCGAUCCCAUCCAUUGA